This is a messenger RNA of Closterium sp. NIES-67, 3915 nucleotides long. Lineage: Eukaryota; Viridiplantae; Streptophyta; Zygnematophyceae; Desmidiales; Closteriaceae. The record is from the annotation of a GenBank genome assembly.
GGUUGAGUGUGAGUGUGAAAGAGAGCAAGUGAUGUUGAGAGAGCGCAAAAACAGGAGAGAGAGAGAGAGAGAGAGAGAGAGAGAGAGAGAGAGAGAGAGAGAGAGAGAGGAGAGAGAGAGAGAGAGAGAGGAGAGAGAGAGAGAGAGAGAGAGAGAGAGGAGAGAGAGAGAGAGAGAGAGAGAGAGAGAGAGAGAGAGAGAGAGAGAGAGAGAUAGAGACAUUGAGAGAGAUAUAGAGAGAGAUAGGGAUGAUGUUGAGAGAGCGCAAAAACAGGAGAGAGAGAGAGAGAGAGAGAGAGAGAGAGAGAGAGAGAGAGAGAGAGAGAGAGAGAGAGAGAGAGAGAGAGAGAGAGAGAGAGAGAGAGAGACGAAAGAAAGGGAGGUGAGAAACGGAGGGGGACAGCAAAGGGGGAGGAACGGGGGGACAGCAAAGGGGGAGGAACGGAGGGGGACAGCAAAGGGGGAGGAACGGAGGGGGACAGCAAAGGGGGAGAACGGAGGGGGACAGCAAAGGGGAGGAACGGGGGGACAGCAAAGGGGGAGGAACGGAGGGGGACAGCAAAGGGGAGAAACGGAUGGGGGACAGCAAAGGGGAGAAACGGAUGGGGACAGCAAAGGGGGAGAACGGAGGGGGACAGCAAAGGGGGAGGAACGAGGGGGGACAGCAAAGGGGAGGAACGGAGGGGGACAGCAAAGGGGAGGAACGGAGGGGGGACAGCAAAGGGAGAGGAACGGAGGGGGACAGCAAAGGGGGAGGAACGGGGGACAGCAAAGGGGAGGAACGGAGGGGGACAGCAAAGGGGGAGGAACGGGGGGACAGCAAAGGGGAGGAACGGAGGGGACAGCAAAGGGGGAGAACGGAGGGGGACAGCAAAGGGGAGGAAGAAGGGGGACACAAAGGGGAGGAACGGAGGGGGACAGCAAAGGGGGAGGAACGGAGGGGGACAGCAAAGGGGGAGAACGGAGGGGGACAGCAAAGGGGAGGAACGGAGGGGGACAGCAAAGGGGGAGAACGGAGGGGACAGCAAAGGGGAGGAACGGAGGGGACAGCAAAGGGGAGGAACGGAGGGGGACAGCAAAGGGGGAGAAACGGAGGGGGACAGCAAAGGGGGAGAACGGAGGGGGACAGCAAAGGGGAGAAACGGAGGGGGACAGCAAAGGGGAGAACGGAGGGGGACAGCAAAGGGGAGGAACGGAGGGGGGACAGCAAAGGGAGGAACGGAGGGGGGCACAGGCAAAGAGGGGGAAGAAGGGAGAAACGGAUGGGGGACAGCAAAGGGGAGUAACGGAGGGGGGACAGCAAAGGGGGAGAAACGGAGGGGGGACAGCAAAGGGGAGAAACGGAGGGGGGACAGCAAAGGGAGGAACGGAUGGGGGACAGCAAAGGGCGAGGAACGGAGGGGGACAGCAAAGGGGGAGAAACGGGAUGGGGGACAGCAAAGGGGGAGAAGGAGGGGGACAGCAAAGGGGGAGGAACCGAGGGGGACAGCAAAGGGCGAGGAACGGAGGGGGGACAGCAAAGGGAGGAACGGAGGGGGGACAGCAAAGGGAAGGAACGGAGGAGGGACAGCAAAGGGGGAGGGAACGGAGGGGGGACAGCAAAGGAGGAGGAACGGAGGCAGGACAGCAAAGGGGGGAGGAACGGUGGGGGGACAGCAAAGGGGGAGGAACGGGAGGGGGGACAGCAAAGGGGGAGAAACGGAUGGGGGACAGCCAAAGGGGGAGGAACGGAGGGGGGACAGCAAAGGGGGAGGAACCGAAGGGGGACAGCAAAGGGCGAGGAACGGGAGGGGGGACAGCAAAGGGGAGGAACGGAGGGGGGACAGCAAAGGGGGGAACGGAGGGGGACAGCAAAGGGGGGAAGAACGUAGGGGGGACAGCAAAGGGGGGAGGGAACGGGAGGAGGGGGACAGCAAAGGGGAGGAACGGAGGGGGGACAAAAAGGGGGAGAAACGGAUGGGGGACAGCAAAGGGGGGGAGAAACGGAUGGGGGAGGGGGGACAGCAAAAGGAGGAGGAACGGAGGGGGACAGCAAACGGGGAAGAACGGAGGGGGGACAGCAAAGGGGGAGACGGAGGGGGGACAGCAAAGGGCGAGGAACGGAGGGGGACAGCAAAGGGGGAGGAACGGAGGGGGGACAGCAAAGGGGGAGAAACGGAUGGGGGACAGCAAAGGGGGAGGAACGGAGGGGGGACGGAAAGGGGAGGAACGGGAGGGGGGACAGCGAAGGGGGAGGAACGGUGGGGGGACAGCAAAAGGGGAGGAACAGAGGGGGGACAACAAAGGGGGAGAAACGGAUGGGGGACAGGAAAGGGGGAGAAACGGAUGGGGACAGCAAAGGGGGAGAAACGGAUGGGGGACAGCAAAGGGGGAGAAACGGAGGGGGGACAGCAUAAGGGGAGGAAUGGAGGGGGACAGCAAAGGGGGAGGAACGGAGGGGGGACAGCAAAGGGGGAGGAACGAGGGGGACGGCCAAGGGGGAGGGACGGAGGGGGGACAGCAAAGGGGGAGGAACGGAGGGGGGACGACUAAGGGGGGGGGCGGAGUGGGGAUGAGAAAAGGGGGGAAACGGAGGGAGGACGGCAAAGCGAGGAGGAACGGAGGGGGACGGCAAAGGGCGGGGAACGGAGGGGGGACGACAAAGGGUGAGGAACGGAGGAGGGACGACAAAGGGGGAGGAACGGAGGGGGGACGGCAAAGGGGGAGGAACGGAGGGGGGACGACAAAGGGGGAGGAACGGAGGGGGGACGGCAAAGAGGGAGGAACGGAGGGGGACGACAAAUGGGAGGAACGGAGGGGGACGGCAAAGGGGGAGGUCGGACGGGGGACGACAAAGGGGGAGCGGCGGAGGGGGGACGACGAGGGGGGGGGAACGGAGGGGGACGGCAAGGAGGUGGAACGGAGGGGGGACGACAAACGGGGAGGGAUGGAGGGGGGACGACUGAGGGGGAGGGGCGGAGGGGGGACGACAAAAGGGGGAGGAGCGGAGAGGGGACGACCAAGGGGGGGGGAACGGAGUGGGCACGACAAAGGGGUAGGAAAGGAGGGGGGAGGAACGGAGGGGGGACGACAAAGGGGGAGGAACGGAGGGGGGACAGCAAAGGCGGAGGAACGGAGGGGGACAGCAAAGGGGAGGAACGGAGGGGGACAGCAAAGGGGGAGGAGCGGAGGAGGGACGACAAAGGGGGAGGAACGGAGGGGGGACGGCAAGGGGGAGGGUCGGAGGGGGGACGACAAAGGGGAGCGGCGGAGGGGGGACGACGAGGGGGGGGGAACGGAGGGGGACGGCCAAGGAGGAGGAACGGAGGGGGGACGGCCAAGGGGGAGGAACGGAAGGGGACGACAAACGGGGAGGGAGGGAGGGGGGACGACUGAGGGGGAGGGGCGGAGGGGGACGCCAAAAGGGGGAGGGGCGGAGAGGGGACGACCAAGGGGGGGGGACCGGAGUGGGGACGACAAAGGGGAAGGAAAGGCGGGGGGACGGCCAAGGGAGGGGAACGCAGGGGGGACGACAAAGGGGAGGAACGGAGGGGGGACGACAAAGGGGGAGGGACGGAGGGGGGACGACAAAGGGGGGGGGGAACGGAGGGAGGACGACAAAGGGGAGGGAACGGAAUGGGGACGACAAAGUGGGAGGGGCCGAGGGGGACGAGAAAGGGGGGGAACGGAGGGGGGACGACAAAGGGUAGGAACGGAGGGGGACGGCAAAGGGGGAGGAAAGGAGGGGGACGACGAAUCCUCGCCAGCGCCAGCGCCGCGAUAAUGACGCAGAUCCCGCGACGACCGGCUAGGCAUUGCGAACCGCGCAUAAUUCAUCCCGAGGGACGAAGUGACGUGGGAGCAGGGACGGAGAGACGCGAUAGCAGGGACGGAGAGACGCGACAGAACCUACCAAGUGACGCGAUAGCACAGAGU